Messenger RNA from Phytophthora nicotianae INRA-310, 1584 nucleotides. RefSeq lists its product as hypothetical. Lineage: Eukaryota; Oomycota; Peronosporomycetes; Peronosporales; Peronosporaceae. Gene Ontology annotation, cellular component: catalytic step 2 spliceosome. The record is from RefSeq and is a predicted model, not a curated record. Gene Ontology annotation, biological process: protein folding; protein peptidyl-prolyl isomerization. The transcript is spliced from 6 exons. Gene Ontology annotation, molecular function: peptidyl-prolyl cis-trans isomerase activity. The coding region runs from base 1 to 1584 and encodes 527 amino acids.
AUGUCGAAUAUCUACAUCACGGAGCCCAACACGGAGGGCAAGGUGCUGUUGCACACGAGCUUCGGAGAUCUGGACGUGGAGCUGUGGCCGCAACAGGCACCCAAGGCGUGCCGCAACUUCGUCCAGCUCUGUCUGGAAGGGUACUAUGACCAGACAAUUUUCCACCGCAUCAUAGCCGGUUUUAUGGUGCAGGGCGGAGACCCCACAGGCACUGGCAAAGGCGGAGAGAGCAUCUAUGGAGGCGCGUUCAUCGACGAAUUCCACUCAAGACUGAAAUUUAACCAUCGUGGACUUCUGGCAAUGGUAAAUGAGAACAAGCCCAACACGAACCACUCACAGUUUUUCUUCACGCUGGAUGCUUGCGAGUUUCUGAACAAGAAACACACGAUCUUGGGCAAGGUUACAGGCAACACGAUUUUCAACUUGUUGAGUGUUGGUGACCUGGAGACGGACGCACAGGACCGCCCUACUAAUCCACCGAAGUUGUUGAGUGCUGAAGUGCUCUGGAAUCCAUUUGAAGACAUCGUACCCAGAGAUGUCAAAAAGACAGAAACUGAAGAGGACUCUCAAAUGAAAAAGAAACGUGAGCGAAAGGCGACGAAGGACUUGAAGCUACUAUCGUUUGGAGACGAAGAGGAGGCUUUCCAGGACGAGAUCGAUGGUGGAGUCAAGAAAUCUAAGAAGAAAAAGGCCAAGACGAUGAUAAGCAGUCAUGAUCUACUCGACGAUCGCAAACUGAAGGCGGAAGUGGACGCCGAGGUCUUACAGAUAGUUAAUGAAGCGAGUGGCGAGGCAGCAAAUGAGGGGAAAAAGGAGCGGUCACUAGCAAACCUGAAAGCAGCCGUGGCUGCUGUCUCUAAACCAAACAAGAAUGUUCGGUCUGCAGUCGAACAGAGUGACGAUAUCGAGCAACCCAACGCUACGAAGACGGAGAAGUUUGUUGCAGGUUCAAGCAGCAAGAAGAAAAAUCGAGAGGAGUAUACAAAGCUACGUGAGGAGCUGCGGAUAUCGAAGAAAGCGGUUCCGCUGCUUAUGGGCGAAGAAGCCAAGAAGCUGGAAAAAGACCGAGCUUUCCAGGACAUGCUCACCCCACUACAGCAACAACGUCAAAAGUAUCUGCAGCGAAAGAAGGCCAGUAACCGCACGGCACGAGAGCAAGACACGCUGUCGAAACUGAAGAAGUUCCAGGCCACGCUAAUUGACGUGAAUGCGAAGAAGACCAACACUUCGGAAGAUGCAGACAAAGCCAAGAAGGACGCUGAGAGCUAUCAUGGUCAGGUUCUCGAAGACGACGACGAUGAUGAUACAAAUGAUGACAAGUCUUGGAUGACAGCGAAGCUCAAAUUCAAGAAGCACAUCGAUGAUCAAUUCCGUGCUGGCAACGAACCUUCAGCUGAUGACUACAUGACUAUCGACUCGCGCAACGAGAAGACUCAGCGCUCGGCUGGGAAUUCAAGGAGAAGUGGAGACCGAUCGAGAGACCGAUCGCACGAUCGAUUCCGUGAGAGCAGUCGCCACAGUCGCCACCGAGACUAUGACCGUAGGGACCACCGUAGCGAAGACCGCCACCACCGUCGGCGGUAA